AGCGCUGGAAGUUAAAUUGUGCUGCAUAUAAAAAAUGGGCGGAUUGGUCUCUAGAUGAGAGCUUGGUACCACCUUCCUUUCUAAAAUAAAAUCUCUCUGGCAUGAAGUCACAGCCUAUUUCACAUCCGGUUUACCCUGGGACGUAUUACUACUGUCUUGGUAAAGAGAAAGCUUUUGUUGUAUAGCGACGGUCGGAAUAUCGGAAUAGAAAUUCGGGCUCCCAGCCCGGAGGAGCGGAGCGGCGGCGGCGGGCGAUGGCCGAGGCGGAGUGAGCGGCGGGGCCGGAGCCGCGCAGCCUCCGCGCCGCGGGCGGGAGCGCAGCGGCGGCACAGCCGGGCAGCGGCGCCGCGGACCCGCGCCCGAGGGGCUCCGUUUCAGAGCCCACCAUGAAGAGACUCCUCGUUCUUUGCGACUGCCUCUGGGCCUGGAGCCUGCUGCUGAAUGCACUGACUGAAAGAAGCUAUGGACAAACCUCAUCGCAAGAUGAACUUAAAGACAACACCACAGUAUUUACCAGGAUAUUGGAUCGCCUGCUGGACGGUUAUGAUAACCGCCUGAGACCAGGACUGGGAGAGCGUGUAACUGAAGUGAAGACUGACAUCUUCGUCACCAGCUUUGGGCCUGUUUCAGACCAUGAUAUGGAAUACACUAUAGAUGUAUUUUUCCGCCAAAGCUGGAAAGAUGAGAGAUUAAAAUUCAAAGGACCUAUGACUGUUCUCCGGUUAAACAAUUUAAUGGCCAGCAAAAUUUGGACACCUGAUACCUUUUUCCACAAUGGAAAGAAGUCAGUGGCUCAUAAUAUGACGAUGCCAAAUAAAUUACUGCGAAUUACAGAGGAUGGGACACUGCUGUACACAAUGAGAUUGACUGUGAGAGCAGAAUGUCCAAUGCAUUUAGAAGACUUUCCUAUGGAUGUGCAUGCUUGCCCCUUGAAAUUUGGAAGCUAUGCUUAUACCAGAGCAGAGGUUGUGUAUGAAUGGACACGAGAACCAGCAAGGUCAGUGGUGGUGGCUGAAGAUGGCUCUCGACUGAACCAAUAUGAUCUGCUUGGACAAACUGUGGACUCUGGAAUCGUUCAGUCCAGCACAGGGGAAUAUGUUGUUAUGACUACACAUUUUCACUUGAAGAGAAAGAUUGGUUACUUUGUCAUUCAGACUUAUCUGCCAUGCAUCAUGACAGUGAUACUGUCACAGGUGUCCUUCUGGCUCAACAGAGAAUCUGUUCCAGCAAGAACUGUAUUUGGAGUGACAACUGUCCUAACAAUGACCACGCUGAGUAUCAGUGCGAGGAAUUCACUCCCUAAGGUGGCUUAUGCCACUGCCAUGGAUUGGUUUAUAGCUGUGUGCUAUGCCUUUGUGUUUUCUGCACUCAUCGAAUUUGCAACAGUGAAUUACUUCACAAAGAGAGGUUAUGCAUGGGAUGGCAAAAGUGUUGUUCCUGAAAAGCCAAAGAAGGUGAAGGAUCCUCUCAUUAAGAAAAAUAACACGUACACAGCUGCAGCUACAAGCUACACCCCUAAUAUUGCAAGGGACCCUGGGCUGGCAACCAUUGCUAAAAGUGCAACGAUAGAGCCCAAAGAAGUUAAGCCAGAAACAAAGCCUGCAGAACCCAAGAAAACUUUUAACAGCGUCAGCAAAAUUGAUCGACUAUCAAGAAUAGCUUUCCCACUGCUUUUUGGAAUCUUUAAUUUAGUCUAUUGGGCUACCUAUUUAAACCGGGAGCCUCAGUUAAAAGCCCCGACUCCACAUCAAUAACCUCAUUUAUUCAUCUAGCUCUGUUUUGUCUUUUGCUCUGGGAAUUGCUUCCAGUUUUCACAUACAGUAAUUCCCAUUUGGAAUAUCAUAAAGGUUUCUUCAUUUAACCAGAAGUAAAAUAUAUCUGUAUAUUUAAGAACCCUAUAUACAAGGGAGAAAACAAUAUAAGCUAUGUAACUUUGGGAAACUGAUUCUUAAAAAGGGAAAGAAAGUUCUAGUAAUGGGAAAAAAAAAAAAAAAAAAAAAAAAAGGAAAGCAUUUGUAGAUAGCUUAAUACUGAAUGUCCCCAAGAUAUAUUGUAUAUGUACAUGAAAAAGAUAUUUUUAUUCAAUGGAUUGUGAGAAGCAGGAAAAUAUUCUUUUUGAUGUCCAUGUUGCACAUACUACACUGCACCACUUUUUCAGUCACUGUUUAUAAUCUUUUCAAGGAUUUAAAGCUUUCCAUUUGCUGGAUCCCAUAAGUUAUUUUCCUAUUCCUUUUUCCCUUCUAUAUUCCAAAUGACCUAACUUAAAAUAUUAAAUGAUUGUUAAAGAAAAAUUACUCACUGUAGAUACAGUUCAUCACUGUAUAGCACAUAAGAUCUAAUGGUGAAAAAUGCUUUAAUCUGCUCUCUUACUGCAAUCUUGUUCUAAGCAUUAAGUUGUUACUAGACUAGAUUUUAAACCAGUUGCACAAUCAAGUGCAGAUCCCAAGUCCCUCUUUCUCCUGUGUAAUCCAAACAAAUCCCAGAUGCUUUUACAGAUAGCUUUUACUCAUCACUGUUAUAGAGUUUAAAAAAAAAACAAAACCAAAACACAAAUUUUGCAAGCUCUAGAUAUGUUGAAUGUAUUCUUUUAUAAAAUGAUACAUUAAAAAAAGCUUUAGGAUGAAAUUUAUGGAUAGCAGAAAGACAAAAUAUAGUAUUUAAAUAAUAUAUGUAAAUAUGCAGCAUGAGAUUGUACAUUUUUCUUAUUUUCUUUUUCUUUUUUUUUUAAAAAAACUUUUUAAAAGUUUUGUUCUUAAAACAUUGCUUAGACGUCACCUCUUAGCUCUUAAUAUGUUGUUAAACGCUCAAUAAAACAUAUUUAGAGCCUAUAUAAAAAAAUCAUUGGCAUUGGAAAGUCUAAAAAGUAGAUAGGAAGUGCUUGGAAUUAAUUCCAUUUGUAAAGUGGUUAAGUGUACAGUAACUUGCAAUUUGACAAUGUCAUCCAAUGUUUACUAUUAGAUUAAUGACUGGUCUGCUCAGGUCAUGCAUAAAUACUAAAGUAUGGGAUUAUAUUUGGUAGGUAGAAAUGGUGAAAUAUUUGCUAAGACAGAAGUUCAUCUGUAUAUUACUGCUAUAUUUGCCGAUACACAACUGUUACAAUAAGUGAUGUAAUAUAUGUAGCAUUAAAUACAAAAAAGUCAUACAGAAAAGAAUGUACAGGAAAAUAGAUUUUAUUGAGUAAACUUAUAACAUUUCAUUUUUACUGUAGCAAUAUAUUUGUAGGAACAAUAUGUAAGGGCUUUAAAUACAAGAUGUCCAUUUUGCAGGUAUUGUGCUCCCUUAAAAACAAUUCUAGUCAGUAUCACUAUUGCUGAUUGUUAGAAAUAAAAUUUCAGAUAAAUCUUUUUCAAAGAGACGGGAAUAAUGGUGAGUGUUGGCAAGGAUCAAUUAAAAAACCACAACACACUGUACUGAGUCAAUUUUGAAGAAAUGCUACAUAAGUCUCUAGAGAAACAGCUAAUCAAAAUUAAAUUUCACAGUCACAUUUCAGGCAACGUUUUAUAAGCCUCAACAAGUCAGAAGGUUGACGCUCUCUAUCUACAAAAGGAAGUAGUUAAUGUUUUAUAUGUUCUAUUUAGUUGUUUUUUCUUUUUUUUUUUUCUUUUUUUUUUUAAUAAUGCUUCAUUGUCUAACAUCUAGUCGUGUCUAAACUUGAUAAGUUAUCUGAUUGGAGCUUAUUUAAGGGGGAUGUUUUCAUCUUCUGACAUCAUGUGUAGAUAUAUGUAUAGAAAAAAAUAAACUAUGGCUCUUUAACUUCA
Messenger RNA from Tympanuchus pallidicinctus (lesser prairie-chicken), 3758 nucleotides. It is a transcript of the gene GABRA1, whose product is annotated as gamma-aminobutyric acid type A receptor subunit alpha1. Bases 387 to 1754 code for a protein of 455 amino acids. NCBI's taxonomy places the organism in Eukaryota, Metazoa, Chordata, Aves, Galliformes, Phasianidae. Gene Ontology annotation, cellular component: dendrite membrane; neuron projection; postsynapse. Gene Ontology annotation, molecular function: transmitter-gated monoatomic ion channel activity involved in regulation of postsynaptic membrane potential; benzodiazepine receptor activity; GABA-gated chloride ion channel activity. The transcript has 10 exons. Gene Ontology annotation, biological process: monoatomic ion transmembrane transport; synaptic transmission, GABAergic; gamma-aminobutyric acid signaling pathway. The record is from RefSeq and is a predicted model, not a curated record.